Branchiostoma belcheri (Belcher's lancelet) is the source of this 2404-nucleotide messenger RNA. RefSeq lists its product as uncharacterized. The record is from RefSeq and is a predicted model, not a curated record. The transcript has 5 exons. Gene Ontology annotation, molecular function: protein binding. NCBI's taxonomy places the organism in Eukaryota, Metazoa, Chordata, Leptocardii, Amphioxiformes, Branchiostomatidae. Bases 323 to 2404 code for a protein of 693 amino acids.
CGUAUGCUGGUUAGCAUAACCUUGGCUUAAAAUAUACAAGUGCCGAGAACAACACAGACCUCACAACGUUGAACAGGUUUGCACGAUUUACUUAUCAAGAUGGCGAAAUCUAAUCCUGUACGUAUACAGCGAUGCCCGGAGAGCCCAUUUUAGUUUGAAUCUGUUGAAUUUAGAUUCUGCACUAUGUAUAAAAUUUAUCCAUUUAUAUGAAAGCUCACUGAGUGGAUGAAACGGCAAUGUUGGACACUCAUUAGUCUACAUAGUAUUAGAUACGCACAUUCGGAUUACACAAAAGAAGAGUGUGACAACCAAAGAAACAGGUAUGGCAAAUGCAACGACAACACUGUCGACAGUCGCGGAAGAACUUCGGGAACUGGACCUGAUAUUUAGGAGUGGAUCUGAUCUGGAUUUUGUUGAGAAGGGAUACGGACGUAAACUAAUUCAAGGCUUGAGUACUCAAAACAACAUUUUGGAGUGUGAGGCCUUGAAAAGUCUAGGAGAUCUGUACCUGCAGAAAGCUAAGAUGAACGAUAAUAAAGUAGAGAACUUCUACAAAGCAUGUUCACUCUACACAGAACUCUUACAAUACUACAAAAUUAACGAGGAGAAGCAAGUUCUUCAACGUCGAAUCAGUUAUGCAGAGAAAUGUACGAAACUGGUACAUAAUCAACUUGCUCCCAGAAAUUCAGGCAAUACGACAUUGGCUGUAUCCAUGACAUUGCAUGGCAUAACAGAGAAGACAAGGAUUAAAAGAUACGGUAUGAUGCCAUUGGUUGAAAGUUAUACAGAAUCCUUUGUAAACGCUGUCGUGGAAAGAAAUCAACGUCUGCAAACAGAAUCGUUAAAGAGUAUCGGAGAUCUGUACCUAGAAAAGGGAAGGGUUGGUAAGGACGAGGCAGUCUUCACGAAAUCAGCCGGUCUGUACCGAGCGGCGCUGGACCGCUGUGAAGAUUCAGACGGCAGAGAAACACUGAAGCAUCGCAUCAAGUACGCGGAGAAAGUACGAGAAAAAGCCAGGAAACGCCUGAAAACAGGCCCAUCACUGAAGAAAGUUGGAAGUGACAACUGCCUCACGUCUCCCCCCAUGUCGUACGAACAGCACAUACAGAAGGGCUGCAGGGCCCUGCAGGCAGGGGACCUGGACACGGCAGAACACAACUUUGCAGCUGCACUCAAGGCCGUCCAUGUGAAAGAAUCAAAUACAGGUCAGCACUGGAAAGAAGUACAGCCGCUUUGCAAAUUGACCGAUGUCUUCCUGAAGAGAGGAAUGCAGUCCAAAGACGGAGGUGAUUUCACCAAGGCUGCAGCACUCUGUAAUGCAGCAGUGGUGAGAUCCAGGGCAGAAGACAGAGAAGAUAUCGAGCAAACGAUUCAAACUAUAACCCAUUCGUUUGUGAAGCACGUCUUAGGUUUGAAAUUAACGGUACCAUACGAUGACAUAAAGAAACACAAAUCAAAGUUAUCAGAAUGCCGUGACUAUGUGGUAGAAGAGAUGAAAAGAAUUGAGAAACGGAGAGAUCCUUACUGCCUUGAUGACGAUGACCCAAGUAUUAUUGAAGUAGAGAGAAAGAGAGCAGAAGCAAUCAAAACAUUGUUUGACACAAUUGUUCAUCAAAGAAGAACAUUCAUAGCCAGCCUUGUAGGUGAGUGCAUACAGGUAAUGGGCCCCCCUCCCUGUAAGUACGCCAUGAUAGGACUUGGUUCACAUGCCACAGGACUAGUAACGCCAUACUCCGACCUAGAGUUUGCUCUUUUGAUAGAAAAGGAAACGGAGAUAAUUGUGGACUAUUUCCACAAUCUCACGCACUACCUCCAUCUGAAAGUGAUCAAUCUUGGGGAAACCAUCCUUCCGGCCAUGGCGAUCAAGUCUCUCAAUGACUUUGAGUCAGAUAACAAGCUAGAUGACUGGUUCUACGACUCUGUAACGCCGCGUGGGUUCUCUUUUGACGGUGCAAUGCCACAUGCAUGUAAAACUCCACUAGGAAGAGGCAAAGCUAACCACCUUAUCCGCACCCCCAUCGCCUCGUCACUUAGCAACUUGGGCCUCGCCUGGAGUAACCUUGGUGAUUACAGAAAAGCAGUCAGCUACUAUGAACAAUCACUGCAAAUAAAACAGAAUAUCUACGGUGAGGGAACUGAACAUCCUGACAUUGCCUACAUACUAAAUAACUUGGGUAACGCCUGGAGUGGCCUUGGUGAUUUCAGAAAGGCCAUCAGCUAUCAUGAACAGGCACUUCAUAUUAGACAGAGCGUCCAUGGCAAGACCACGCCACAUCCUAGCAUCGUCAAGUCACUUUAUAACUUGAGUGUCGCCUGGAGAAAUGUUGGUGAUCUUAGAAAGUCAGUUUUCUACCAUGAUGAGAUGACAUGGAUGGAAAAGAUGAUUGAAAGCUACAGAUACUGA